ACUAUAAAACUUUUAGUAAAAAAAAAAAAAGGACAAAUUCUUUGGUAUCUAGAGUUAGACAAAGAGUUCUUGACACCAAAACCAUGACUUAGAGAGGAAAAAAUGGAUAAAUUGGACUUCAUCGAAAUUUAAAACUUUUGCUCUGAGAGACACCAAGAGAUGAAAAGACAAGUUACAAUGUGGGAGAAAAUACUUGCAAAGCACAUAUCCAACAAAGAACAAGUAUCUAGAAUAUAGAAAGAAGUCUCAAAACUCAGUGGUAAAAAACAGUCCAGUUAUAAAAUGGGCAAAUGACGUAAAGAUUUUACCCAAGAGGAUACAGCACAGAUGGCAAAUGGGCACAUGAAAAGAUGAACAUGAUUAGCCACCAGGGAAACACAAAUUAAAACCACAGUGAGAUGUCACUACACAUCUAUCAGAAUGACUAAAAAUAAAAAAUUAUGACAACACCAAAUGCUGGUGAGGAUGCAGAGACACUGGAUUCCGCAUACACUGCUGGUGAGAAUGCACAAUGGUACAAUCACUCUGGAAAAUAGCUUCUUAAAAAACUAAACAUACACUUAUAAUAUGACCCAGGAAUUGCACUCCUGGGCAUUUUUUCCCAGAGAAAUGAAGCCCUGCGCUCACACAAAAAACCUGUAUAUGGGUGUUUAUAGCAGGGAUUGUAAGAACCCCAAACUGGAAAUAACCCAGAGGUCCUUCAACAGGUGAAUGGUUAAAUGAACUACAGUACAUCCAUAUCAUGGAAUACUACUUAGCAAUAAAAACGACUGAAGUUUUGAUAUAUGUAAAACCUUGGACAAAUGUCCACUUUCCUCCUUUGUAACAAGGAGGAGGUUGUCUCAAGAGCCUUCCUGUUUGGGAAUUCAGGAUACAGAUGAGCAGAGUGGGGCAGGAUGAGAGCAUGUUUGAAAGAGCUUAGGGAUUUUAUUUUACUUUAUUUUAUUUUAUUUUUUAGAACUUUUAGAGAUUCAAAAUAAUCAGAAGGAAGUGGCUUGAUGAAGGUCAACUGCCGUGCUUCAUGGGAGCCCAUUUUGGAAGCUGGGAACCCAGGAGAAGGGGAGUUUAGGGUAGGUGCAUUCUGUUGGCACAAGACGAAGUCUGCUCAGCUGUAGUGAACUUUCAGGUUGUUGCUUUCUCACACUGAGAUGGGACAGGGUGGAUUUGAGGCCUAAACUGAAAGGAUUCUGUGUUCCCAGGAACAUAAGGAAAUAUCUUUGUUCUGAUACACAAAAUUAAGGGUUCAGGGCUUCCCUGGUGGCACAGUGGUUGAGAGUCCGCCUGCCGAUGCAGGGGACACGGGUUCGUGCCCCGGUCCGGGAAGAUCCCACGUGCCGCGGAGCGGCUGGGCCCGUGGGCCAUUGCCACUGAGCCUGCACGUCCGGAGCCUGUGCUCCGCAACGGGGGAGGCCACGACAGUGAGGGGCCCGCGUACCACACACACACACACAAAAUUAAGGGUUCAUCAGUCAAGGCAGCUAAAGAACUGGAGAGAGCCACAUUACCUCCUGAACACUGGGAACAAGGACAAGUCCAGUGUCAGAGCACAUUCAGCUGGUGUAACAGUAUUUGUCAUGUGAUUCUCAAGCAGGACCAGUGUCUGCAUUGUGUUCAGGCUAGGAAGUGAAGUACGCAGUUCAGAGUCCACGAAAACCUCCACAAGCUCAGUUGCUGCACGUAACGCACAAAGGUGGGAUUUUACAUCUGGGGCAGGAACCCCGCUGAAACCGGAAGCACGUAUUGCCACGUGGUCUAAUGGGAGCAUAGGUAGGGUCUCCCAACAGCCAAUCCUAGUGCCAGGAGUGUUUAGGAGGCGUAGCCGCGGAGAGACAGCGGCCAAUGGCAGAGAGGUCCGUUAAUAGAGUGAGGGCAACGGCGGGUGAGGGGAACAGAGUACAGCCGCCAGGGGAGGCUGAGGAGCUCUAGGCAGUUCGGUGGUCAGACUGUUCACGUGAACUGUAGCGGUACUUCAGCCACCAAACUUCGAUUCUCGCCCGCCCUUAAACAUCAUGGGAGAUUCACAGAGUGAGCAUCAGCGGAUGUUACGACGCCACAGCCGCGAGAAGACAGAGCUGCAGGCCCACAUUCAGGGCAUGAAGAGCUCGAUCCCCAAGAGCGACAAGCAGAGAAGAAAGCAGUUGCUCCUCGAUGUGGCUCGCCUCGAGGCCGAGAUGGAGCAGAAGCACCAGCAGGAGCUGGAGAAGUUCCAGGAGAGUUUCCCUGAUAACAGCAGCCUCGAUUCUGUCACUGAAGAUCUGGCCAAGCUGGAUCUCGAGAACAAGCCUCCUCACCUCUGGAGGGCACAGAGAAAGCACAAAAGAAAGGAGGCCUUCAAUAGAGAAAGCCAGGAUUGGAUGGACAAGGCUGAGAUGGAGCAUCUGGCCAGCUUGCGCCAUGACGAGGAAAUGAAGCUCGGCGCCAUCCUGCGGGCCAAGCAUCUGGAGGUGAAGGAUAUCCCGGCCGACGACCACUGCAUGUACCGCGCCAUCCAAGACCAGCUGGUGUUCUCCGUGACCGUGGGGAGCCUGCGGAGGCGCACCGCCGAGUACAUGCGGCAGCAUGUCGACGACUUCCUGCCCUUCUUCAGCAACCCCGAAACCGGCGACGCCUGCAGCCGCGACGACUUCUUGAGCUACUGCGACGACAUCGUGUUCAGCGCGUCGUGUGGAAGCCAGCUCGAGCUGAGGGCCCUGUCGCACGUCCUGCAGACCCCCAUCGAGGUGAUCCAGGCCAACUCGCCCGCCGUCGUCAUCGGAGAGGAGUACACCAAGAAGCCGCUCACCCUGGUCUGCAAGCAGUACUCUUACAGCAGCGCAGAGCACUACAACUCGGUGAAGCCACUCGACACCGGCUCCGGCGGGAGCGUGGCCCGGCGUCUCAUCUAG
Molecule: messenger RNA, 2885 nt
Organism: Orcinus orca (killer whale)
Lineage: Eukaryota; Metazoa; Chordata; Mammalia; Artiodactyla; Delphinidae
Product: OTU domain-containing protein 6A
Exons: 1
Coding region: 2010-2885 (291 amino acids)
Biological process (GO): protein K11-linked deubiquitination; protein K27-linked deubiquitination; protein K29-linked deubiquitination
Molecular function (GO): cysteine-type deubiquitinase activity
Source: RefSeq, a predicted model, not a curated record